This is a messenger RNA of Andrographis paniculata, 2525 nucleotides long. Its product is annotated as sterol 3-beta-glucosyltransferase UGT80A2-like. NCBI's taxonomy places the organism in Eukaryota, Viridiplantae, Streptophyta, Magnoliopsida, Lamiales, Acanthaceae. The coding region runs from base 350 to 2209 and encodes 619 amino acids. The record is from RefSeq and is a predicted model, not a curated record. The transcript is spliced from 15 exons. Gene Ontology annotation, biological process: carbohydrate metabolic process. Gene Ontology annotation, molecular function: hexosyltransferase activity; UDP-glycosyltransferase activity.
GAAACCCAUCUCUUUCGUUCAUUCUCCUUCUUUUUCUUUUCUAAAAUUUUCUUCCCAGAAUCAAAAAAGGUCCCAUCGAAGUAAAAUAAUUGAAGACAUCACAGGAAAAGGAGAAUCAGAAUAACACUUGCUUCAUAAACUACAAUCUCAAAUGGGUCUGAUUCAUUAUUCUUGAAAACGAACCGAGGAGCAAAUUUCCUUGUUCUAGAACCACCCCCUCCCCCCACCCCCGCCUUUAUUUUCAUGACCAAACGGCCUAAAUCUGCGGGCAUUCAGAUUCUUCGCAUUUGUCAUGUUUCUUGAAUUAUUUGAAAAGAGGAAAAAGAUAAAAAGGGUUUGAUUAUUCGUAAUGGCCGAGGUUCCCGUGGAGAAAAUCGUGGAGAUUAAGGGAGAAGAUGGAGAGGGGAGGAGUGGCAUUGUUUCUGGUGACGAAUCCUCGAAUUCUGACGUUACUGUCGAAAUCUCAGAUAAGAAUACGAGUUCUAACUCCUCAGGAUCUGCUGACAGGAAUCUGUAUUCACAUAAAAUCGAGUCCAUGGAAAAAUCACAAGGUAAUUUGAAUCCUUCCACCGGCGAGUGUACUGAGAAUGAGAAGAACAAGCCACAUCACUCCUUUACUUUGUGGGUGAAGAAGUUUUUAGAUGAAAAAGCCUCCCCGAGGAAAAAGCUUAAAUGGUUGAAGCGGUUUGCAACAAUUCAAAAUGAUGGCACUGUAAAAUUUGAUCUUCCAGGCGACAUUGGACAACAGACCCUUGAUUUUGGUACAGAAACCAUAUCCCAUGAUGAUACAGAUACUGAAAAAGAUGCACAAUUUCUGCGUCCACUUCAAAUUGUCAUGCUAAUUGUUGGAACAAGGGGAGAUGUACAACCAUUUGUCGCCAUUGGAAAACGUUUACAGUCGGAUGGUCAUAGGGUGAGACUAGCCACUCACUCAAAUUUCAAAGAAUUUGUCAGGUCUGCUGGAUUGGAAUUUUACCCCCUUGGUGGAGAUCCGAAAGUCCUUGCUGCAUACAUGGUAAAAAAUAAAGGGUUCUUGCCAUCUGGACCUUCUGAAAUACAUAUUCAACGGAACCAAAUAAAAGAUAUCAUCUUCUCCUUAUUUCCUGCGUGUACAAAUCCUGAUCCCGAAACCGAUAUUCCAUUCAAGGUGGAUGCUAUAAUUGCCAAUCCCCCUGCAUAUGGACACACACAUGUUGCUGAGGCAUUGAAUGUUCCAAUACACAUAAUUUUCACUAUGCCGUGGACACCCACAAGUGAAUUUCCUCAUCCUCUCUCUCGCGUUAAGCAAUCAGUUGGAUACCGAGUAUCAUAUCAAAUUGUUGAUUCUCUAAUAUGGUUGGGAAUACGUGACAUGAUAAAUGAGUUCAGAAAGAAAAAACUAAAACUACGGCGCAUAACUUAUUUGAGCGGUUUCUAUAGUUCUCAUCCUUCAGUUCCUUAUGCGUAUAUUUGGAGUCCUCACCUUGUUCCAAAACCAAAAGAUUGGGGAGCGAAUAUCGAUGUGGUGGGGUUUUGCUUUUUGGACCUUGCUUCAAGCUAUGUACCACCAGAUUCACUUGUGGAAUGGCUAAAUAAGGGCCCGAAGCCAAUUUACAUUGGGUUUGGAAGUCUCCCUGUCGAAGAACCCGAAAAGAUGACUGAAAUAAUCGUUCAAGCUCUUGAAAUUACCGGGCAGCGUGGUAUCAUAAAUAAAGGAUGGGGCGGCUUGGGAAACUUGGCAGAGCCAAAAGAUUUCGUCUACUUACUGGAUAAUUGUCCCCACGAUUGGCUGUUUCCUCGAUGCUCGGCUGUGGUCCACCAUGGAGGUGCCGGAACUACAGCUGCCGGUCUUAAAGCUGCCUGCCCGACUACGGUAGUUCCCUUUUUCGGAGACCAACCAUUUUGGGGCGAGCGGGUACAUGCCAGGGGAGUAGGCCCGGCACCUAUCCCGAUUGAUGAGUUUUCGCUCGACAAACUGGUUUCCGCCGUUCGGUUCAUGCUGGAUGCUAAGGUGAAAGAACAAGCUGAAGAACUGGCGAAAGCGAUGGAGAACGAAGACGGUGUUGUAGGGGCAGUGCAAGCCUUUUACAAACACUUUCCGGACAGGGAGAGGGAGGUCGGCCAGUGUCGAAAACUGCGGCCAGAGUCAUCGUCGUCGGUUCAUUUCUUUUCGAUUAGACAUUGGCUUGGCUGUUCGGGGUCGGGGAUGGACCAUAACCAGCAUCACUGAGGCAUCGAUGAUCUUCUUCUUCUUCUUAAUAUUCUUCUUUGUUGAGUUUAGUUUCUUCUAAUCAUUUAUAUGAAAAUGUCAAAAUGCAUCAGUGGGACAUGAUAGAUAUCAUAUGAUGGAUGAACAUGGGUACAUUUCUUUUGCCCAAAAUUCCAAAUUUUUACUAUUUGGACCUGUGUUUCUCUGUACAAUUUGGGCUGAUGGUAUUUAUUUAUUUAUUAAUUUAGUUGGAGAUCGAACAAGGCAUGUGCCUAAUGAGAAUGUAGGUGUUUAUUUGACAUUGUAUUUUGAUUCACUUAAAGCAAAUUUCAAAAUA